Messenger RNA from Pseudocercospora fijiensis CIRAD86, 674 nucleotides. RefSeq lists its product as uncharacterized. Gene Ontology annotation, biological process: Arp2/3 complex-mediated actin nucleation; regulation of actin filament polymerization. The record is from RefSeq and is a predicted model, not a curated record. Gene Ontology annotation, molecular function: actin filament binding. Bases 36 to 614 code for a protein of 192 amino acids. Gene Ontology annotation, cellular component: cytoplasm; actin cytoskeleton; Arp2/3 protein complex. NCBI's taxonomy places the organism in Eukaryota, Fungi, Ascomycota, Dothideomycetes, Mycosphaerellales, Mycosphaerellaceae. The transcript has 2 exons.
AUAGCCAUACGUGCCUCGUCAAAUAUUGCGACAUCAUGGCUCAGAUCAACUGGCGAACGAUCGAUAUCGAUGCCUUAGACCCCGAAUCUUCCGCCAACUUUGACCUCACAACGCUCACUCCAGCAGUGCAGCCUAUCUCGACCGCAGACGUGCAGACUUUGGCUGGACAGAUACGGCAGCUCCUACGUGGAGGCAACGCUGAAGGAGCUCUAAGAGGAGCUCUGGAGAACCCACCAUAUGGAGCAGACGAGCAAGGAAAGCAAUUACACCUCGCCACAGUCACCGAGAUCCUGCAAUCAAUACGGCAAGCAGAGAUGACACCUAUGCUCCAGCGAAUGUAUCAGUCGGAAGGCGGCAGUGAAGCCUGCGACACUCUGAUGAAGUACUUGUACAAGGGAAUGGCGCAAAAUGCACCAGCGACGCACAGCGGAACACCGACGAGGAAUAUCACACCACAAGCGACCGGCUUUUCACAGAUCGGUGGCAGGAACUUUGGUGGAGGAGAGGGCGGAGGACAGGCUAUGAGCGUGUUGCUUAGCUGGCAUGAGAAGCUUGUGGAGACGGCUGGUCCAGGAAGCAUAGUUCGUGUCAUGUCUGACAGGAGGACUGUAUGAGCAGGAAACACACAACGAAAUUGCGAGAAAGGGAAGCGAGUGCGGCCAAAGAGCACUUCC